GCUCUUCCAGCAAAUGCAGUUGCAGUUUUUGUGUACUGCAGCUCGGUGACAGUGUUCUUCACGGUGAUAAAGGUGAUCAGUUACCGUCUGCACCUUAUGUUUGAUAAAGGCGAAGUAAUUCAACAAAAGAUCUCAAGAAAAAAUGGAAGGCAAUGUAAAGAUACAGAGCUCCCAAAAGGAAACACAGUUCAGCCCUCAAACUGUAGCAAUAACACCAGGGAUAAUGGUGUCAUCAGUGAAACCAACCAAAAUGACUCUACCCAAACAAUUCACGACAGUUCAAGGGUACAGGCUGUGCACUCGCAGAACUCGCCUGGAGCAAUGGAGCUGUCAACACGGGAAACUAUUGAAGAUCUCAGAGGUGUUAUGGUAUUAGAAGACCAGGCUGCACCGCCAGUUUCAUCUACCUCACCCUGUAUCAAAACAGAUACAUUACCUGUUUCUACAGCCUCUGCUUCAGGUGCCACCACAUCAGCAAUAGUGACAAAACCAGCUGCUAUGGAAACACUUUCUGGUAAUGGAAUCAAUGAGGAAGGAGGGAACGGACAGCCAUAUGGACAGCAUGGACCCCAAGAUAUUCUUGUGGGCAGAGAUGUAGCUAAAAACUUCUCCAAUAUGUCUUCAUCACAAGGUGAUAUUUUAAGGACUGGAGUCUCUUCAGAGCCAUGGGACAGCGAAAAUUCAGUUAUUUCAGACCAUUUGAGUAAUUCUAAAAGUUACAAAAGAGGGAAAUCACCAGAUAGAUCACCACAGGCAGGUUUUACCAGUAACUGCCCACAGUGCAAUGCCAUUGCAACCAAAGAUCCGGAGCAUCUGGAAAGUUCUUGCAGUGCUGGUAGUACCCAUGAGGACAUUGAUUACUCAGACAGUGAGACUGCUGUUGAAGUUGUGGACAACUCUCUUCCUGGAGAUCAGCUGUGUGAGCCCAUUAAAAUUGUCAUCACAAUGAGUACUACACCAACCACCACCCUCAGUGACCUAGCAGGCUCUGUCCACCUAAAGGCUCUGGGAACUGAGAGAACAAGCUCAGGCCUCGAGUCUGGUAUAGUUACAGCAGGUUGGCCAAGUCAGCAAACUAAUGAACAGCUCAGAAUCCCCGUUAUCACUUUUGACCUGUCUGAUGACAGUAAAGGUAAGGCUUGCCCAGAAGUUAGUGAAAGUGAAAGAACUCCAGAAAUGUUAAAGGCAGAGCUGUCAUCCAACCAGUGCUCUGGCUAUGAAUCGGGUGAUGCAAUAAAGGAACACAGCAAACCAGGAAAUACUCCUUUAGAAACUAACACUUGUUCAGAUCCAAAUCGGGAGAAUGCUUCUGAAAAUAUCCAGACUGUAGAUUUAACUUCUAAGGAAGACCUGCACAACCUAGACCCACAGUCCUGUAGAACUGCUUAUGAAAAGAGGCACAUGCGGGUGUUGAGCGUAGACAGCGGGACCGAUGUGCUUUUAAGUAAGAAUUUCAUGGAGGUAUCUGACAAAGAAAAGACCUUACCAACUUCUAAAUCAGAUCUAGAAGCUAAAGAGGGACAGGUGCCCAAUGAAUCCAACUUCCUAGAGUUUGUCUCCCUCCUGGAAUCCAUUAAUACCUCAAAGAUGAAGGCAUCUAAUCAAUCCACUGUCAAAAUGGAGACAACAAAGGAAAAUGGGCUUGUUGGAGAUAGCCAGAUGACGGAGAGAAAAGAAGAAAUGGUGGGAACAGAAAAGCACUGUGAGCAACUUCCUAAACAGGAAAGAUCAGAUGUACAAAGCCAAGAUCGUGCUAGUACUAGUCCGGUGCUACCUGAGUCUGCCAAAUUUGCAGCACUUUACCAGGGCAACAGGCAAAGGCAGAUAAUCUACCGGGUAACUUCUCAGCAAGACAGUUCUGUCUUGCAAGUAAUAAGUGGACCUGAGGUGUCUGUGCAAGAUGAGCUAUCCGUGGAUGCAAUGCACGUGUUCAUAGAUGAAAAUGGGGAAAUUAGAUCCUGUUAUUUAAAGGCUGGCUGUCAGAAGGAAGGAAAUUUUCGACAUCAGCUAUCAAAUUGUGAUUGUAUUUCAAAUGCUCAUGAAAUACAGUUCAGCUCCUCUAGUACUACCACUUCAGAGAGCCAAGAACCGUCUUCUGGGGAUCAAGCAGCGAGCGCGCUUCAGCAGCAGCUCCUACUGAUGGUGGCACGAAGGACCCUUUCAGAAAGCCCACGGCAACCCAGCCAGGACCCUGAGGAUUCUUCAUGUUCUUCAGCACAGCGGAAACUGAACAGGCAGUUUUACAGAUUCAUUAUAUUUCCUGGCAAAUGGAUUAAAGUCUGGUACGAUCGUCUUACCUUGUUGGCAUUGCUGGACAGGACAGAAGAUAUAAAGGAGAAUGUGUUUGCUGUCCUUCUAGUAGUUCUUGUUUCACUUCUUGGAUUCCUGACUCUGAAUCAAGGUUUCUGUAAAGACAUUUGGGUUCUCUUGUUCUGUCUUGUGAUGGCCAGCUGCCAGUAUUCUCUCCUAAAGAGCGUUCAGCCUGAUCCUGCUUCACCAAUACAUGGGCACAAUAAAAUCAUAAUCUACAGCAGACCUGUGUAUUUCUGUAUAUUGUGUGGCCUUAUUUUGCUGCUAGAUGCUGGAUCAAAAGACACAAAUCCUCCAGUUUAUACCAUGUAUGGCUUGAAGCUCUUUUCGCCUAGAUCUCUCCAGUCAGCCAGAGACCAUGUAAUAGUGUUUUUAUAUUGCUUUCCUGCAAUUUCCCUUCUUGGUCUUUUCCCUCAAAUCAACACCUUCUGUAUAUAUCUUUUGGAGCAAAUAGACAUGUUACUUUUUGGCGGUUCUGCUGCUGCUGGGUUCAUAUCUGCACUGUACAGCGUUUCCCGAAGCUUUGUUGUUCUGAUUGUCCUAUAUGCUUUCUGCUUCAGUGCAGUGAAGGAACCCUGGGAUGCACAACACAUUCCAGCGCUGUUCUCUGCUUUCUGUGGUCUGCUAGUUGCACUUUCUUAUCACCUCAGCAGACAAAGCAGUGACCCGUCUGUACUGAUGUCCCUUAUACAAUGCAGAUAUGUCCCUCACUUUCUACGACAACAAUUUGAAGAUUCAUCAGCAGAUCCACUCCCAGAAAAGAUGAGAGAAUCAGUGAAAGAAAUUUUGAAAUCGGAUCUCAUUGUCUGCACAGCGGCUGCUGUUCUGUCGUUUGCUGUCAGUGCCAGUACUGUGUUUCUAUCAUUAAGGCCAUUUCUCAGCAUUGUCUUGUUUGCUUUAGCCUGGACCGUGGGCUUUAUAACACAUUACGUGCUUCCUCAGCUCCGCAAGCAUCACCCCUGGCUGUGGAUCUCCCACCCCAUACUCAAAAGCAAAGAGCACCAGCAACGGGAAGUGAGAGAUGCUGCUCAUUUGAUGUGGUUUGAAAGGCUUUAUGUGUGGCUUCAGUGCUUUGAGAAAUACAUUUUAUAUCCAGCUAUAAUACUGAAUGCCCUCACCAUCGAUGCUUUCUCAAUUAGUAAAUACAAGAAGCUUGGUACACACUGUGAUAUUAUCCUGAUAACAGUUGCUGGGAUGAAACUCCUCCGCUCCUCAUUCUGUAAUCCUAUUAAUCAAUUUGUUACUUUGAGCUUCACUGUGAUCUUCUUCCGAUUUGACUAUAGAGACAUUUCAGAAAAUUUCUUGCUGGAUUUCUUCAUGAUGUCCAUCGUGUUUCAUAAGCUGUGGGACCUACUGCAGAAGUUGCAGUUCAUCAUGACAUACAUUGCUCCCUGGCAGAUUGCCUGGGGAUCAUCAUUCCAUGUUUUUGCUCAGCUCUUUGCAAUACCUCAUUCUGCUAUGCUUUUUUUUCAAACUCUGGCCACUUCAGUCUUUUCUACCCCACUGAGUCCAUUUCUUGGUAGCGUCAUCUUUAUCGCAUCAUACGCAAGACCGAUCAAGUUCUGGGAGAAAAACUACAACACCAAAAGAUCGGACCAUUCCAACACCAGACUGGCAAUUCAGAUCGAAAAGGAUGCAGGAAAUGAUGACAAUAAUCUCAACUCCAUUUUUUAUGAGCAUUUGACAAGAUCUCUGCAGGAGUCUCUUUGUGGAGAUCUGAUUCUGGGCCGCUGGGGAAACUACAACACAGGAGACUGUUUUAUUCUGACAUCGGAUUAUUUAAAUGCGUUUGUGCACUUGAUCGAAAUUGGAAAUGGCCUUGUCACCUUUCAGCUCAGAGGGCUCGAAUUCCGAGGGACAUAUUGCCAGCAGAGAGAAGUGGAAGCUAUAACAGAAGGAGAUGAAGACAAUGAAGGCUGCUGCUGUUGUAAGCCCGGGCACUUGCCUCACUUGUUAUCGUGUAAUGCAGCCUUUAACCUCCGAUGGCUGACAUGGGAAAUAACACGAACACAGUACAUCCUGGAAGGAUAUAGCAUCAUUGAUAACAACGCUGCAACCAUGCUGCAAGUGUUCGAUCUGCGGAGAAUACUUAUCAGAUACUAUAUAAAGAGCAUAAUAUACUUUACAGCAACUUCUCCCAAAAUCCUUGACUGGAUAAAAGACGAAUCCAUCCAAAAGAUAUUGCAGCCUUAUGCAAAGUGGCAUUAUAUUGAACGUGACCUUGCAAUGUUUAACAUUAACAUAGAUGAAGAUUAUGUUCCGUGUCUCCAAGGAAUAACAAGAGCUAGUUUCUGCAGCGUUUAUCUAGACUGGAUUCAGUUCUGUGCUAGAAAAAGGGUGGAGAAAGCCACUCACCUGGACAGCGAUGAGGAUUCUCCGCUAGUGACGCUUUCCUUUGCCUUGUGUAUACUGGGUCGAAGAGCCUUGGGAACUGCAGCCCACAAUAUGGCCAUCAGCUUGGACUCUUUUCUUUAUGGGCUCCAUGCACUGUUCAAAGGAGACUUUCGGAUAGCAGCAAAAGAUGAGUGGGUCUUUGCAGACAUGGAUCUACUGCAUAAAGUGGUUGCCCCGGCAAUCCGAAUGUCUCUGAAGCUGCACCAGGACCAGUUCACCUGCCCAGAUGAGUAUGAGGACCCAGCAGUUUUGUACGAAGCGAUCCAAUCUUUUGAAGAAAAGGUUGUGAUUUGUCACGAAGGGGACCCAGCCUGGCGCAGCGCUGUACUCUCCAACAGAGAGGAGCUGCUAACCCUGAGACACGUGGUAGAUGAAGGAGCAGAUGAAUAUAAAGUUAUCAUGCUCCACAAAAGCUACCUGAGCUUCAAGGUUAUCAAGGUCAACAAGGAGUGCGUCAGAGGACUUUGGGCUGGGCAGCAGCAGGAGCUGAUUUUCUUACGCAAUCGUAACCCGGAGAGAGGAAGCAUCCAGAACAACAAACAGGUCUUGCGGAACUUAAUUAAUUCUUCAUGUGAUCAGCCACUGGGAUAUCCAAUGUACGUUUCCCCUUUAACCACCUCGUACCUUGGGACACACAGCCAACUGAGGAACAUUUGGGGGGGACCUGUCAGUUUGGACAACAUUAAAAAGUGGUUCAGAUCCAAAUGGUUAAGAAUGCGGAAGGACUGCCACGCAGCUCAGCAUGAGAGAGGUAACGUUGACGAGGUGGAGAGUGGAGGGCGGUCUUCGUCUAGCAGCAAUUCCACAGGCAAUUCAAGCCAGAGCAGUAGCUCUCAGCCCACCAGAGAUGGAACCCCUCAGUUGCAAGCUUCAUCUCAAGAGGCCCACCAGCGUGCAGGCAGGAGAAAACCCAGGAGUCAGUCUGUCCAGGCACACACUGCUUUAAACCAAAGGCUCCCUACUUCAAGUCACUCUGGACCUAUCGUAGAAAGCCGCCAGCCGUUCAUCCAAACAUCUACAUCUGCCCACGAAAUUGCCCAAAGGCUUUCUAGUAGUCAGCUGUCAUUCCACAACUCUGCAACAUCUGUGUUUUCCCAGUCCCCUGCUGCUCCUGUUGCAGGCCAGCUGACUGUACAGGACAGAGCUGCAGCAAUGCUCAGGUCUAGUCUGGCCUCUUCCACCAGCUCAACUCUCAGCCUGCUGUUUGGCAAGAGAAGUUUUUCAAGUGCUUUGGUGAUUUCUGGGCUCUCAGCUGCAGAUGGAGGUAACACCAGUGACACCCAGUCAUCCAGCAGUAUGAAUAUCGCCAUGGGUCCAUCUGCUAGAGCAGCAAGUCAAGCAACUCGGCAACUCACAGAGACCUGCGAAGCAACCGAUGCUACAGAACCUAGACAGCGUCAAGAGGCAGGUCCGGCCCAUGCCAUAUUCAUGAGUCAGAAUCUGGAGUGCAGAAGGGCCAGCCAAGAAGAUAUGGCCCUGGAAGACACCGCUUCUCAGCAAAGCCUGUCUGAGGAGCAGUAAGGAGUAUUCCUAGUGCAAGAGCUGCACGCUUCUUAGAAUUAAAUAAAGACAGAGUUAGGUCAGGGAGCUGCACAUGUGUUUAGGUUCUUUCAAAUGUAACAAGCAACCUCCAAAUGUUUAUUUUUCUAACUUUUACACAAGAAUACUACCAGGAAGAUGUUCUUCAGCUAAAGGCCGUGGCAUAGGUAGGCUUGGAAGAUGUCCUAAAAAACACACAGUGCCACUUCAUCUCAGGUUCUUGUAAAUCCUAGAAUAAUGAAUACAACCUGUUUAACGUUCCUUCCCCUGGAACAAUUGGAAUGACGAAUGAAUACAGUGGGAAA
Pterocles gutturalis (yellow-throated sandgrouse) is the source of this 6548-nucleotide messenger RNA. It is a transcript of the gene PCNX2, whose product is annotated as pecanex-like 2 (Drosophila). The transcript has 34 exons. The annotation marks the transcript as partial. Gene Ontology annotation, cellular component: membrane. NCBI's taxonomy places the organism in Eukaryota, Metazoa, Chordata, Aves, Pterocliformes, Pteroclidae. The record is from RefSeq and is a predicted model, not a curated record.